AUGCGCACGACCGGUUCAUCCAUUAUCAUCGCCGCCAUUUUGUCUACUGUGGCACGGGCAACAGAAUUCCAGGUUACUGUUGGCGGACCAGGAGUGUUGCGAUUCAACCCCGAGUAUGUAAAUGCCACCUCCGGUGAUACUGUCGUAUUUUCUUUCAGACAGGAGAAUCAUACGGUUACGCAGUCCUCCCUCGACAGCCCAUGCCAGAUUGCUGACGGUGGCUUUGAUUCUAACUUCGUCCCUGUAGCAGCAAACAACACUGAUGGCCCCUUCCCGGCCGCUCAGUAUACGGUUACGGACGGCAGCCCGGUCUGGAUAUUUUGUCGCCAGGCGAACCACUGCCAGCAAGGGAUGGUGUUUGCAAUCAACCCCGGCGACAAUUUCACCAUGUUCAAAGCAAAUCUUUUCGGAAACAGCACAGCUAACUCCUCGAUGCCUGCUACCAUAUCAUCUACGAGCACAGCCACAGCAUCUACCACCGACCCUGUCUCCUCGUCUACCUUGGUGUCAUCCUCCAUCGUGACUACCGCUCCCGGCUCCGCUUCAGCUCACAUCGUGGUUGUGGGCGCUGACGGAAAGUUAGCCUACGAACCCUCGAAUAUCACUGCGGCCGUCGGGGACGUCGUCACCUUUUUGUUCAUGCACGCAAACCACACGGCCACGCAGAGCAGUUUCUCGGAUCCUUGCAAGAGUUUGACGAAGACCAGUACGUCAGGACAGGUUGGAUUUGACUCCGGAUUCAUGCCCGUCGCCAACGGCACCUCAAACUACCCCACUUUCACUGUUGAGGUCAAUAACACUGAUCCAGUCUGGGUAUACUGCAAGCAGACGAAUCCACAAGACCACUGUGCAGCGGGCAUGGUGUUCUCCAUGAACGCUGUCGCAUGUGGUCUAGAGGACUAUUCAGCUUUCGUCGAUGCUGCAAAGCAGAGCAAUGCUACGUCGGGGACCUCGCAUUCCGGUGGCAGCCGCUCUACCACGUCCAACCGCAAUGCAGGCGUUGCGUUCACGCUCUUUGCUCUUAUGAUCGGACUUGCCUUGUAG
This is a messenger RNA of Fomitopsis serialis, 1044 nucleotides long. RefSeq lists its product as uncharacterized. The coding region runs from base 1 to 1044 and encodes 347 amino acids. NCBI's taxonomy places the organism in Eukaryota, Fungi, Basidiomycota, Agaricomycetes, Polyporales, Fomitopsidaceae. The transcript is spliced from 6 exons. The record is from RefSeq and is a predicted model, not a curated record.